AAUUGUUAAUUUAGUAUGAAUUUUUUUCUCAAUCUUUAAUACGAUAAGAAUUAAAAUACUCCAAAAUUGAAAAUUACGAAGACACAAAAACACAUCCAGACAAUACAUCAUUAAAACUUUCCCAUUAUAAACAUAACAGAGAUUAUUCACUCAUCUAAACAUAAAUUUAUCUUUCCAAAUACAAAGAGUGGGGGAAAAACUUCACAGUUUCAAAACAAGUAUAAAUCCCCCGCAUAGGACGGCUUGCGCUGCGUGCAGCUGUGGGAAAGAUGGUCUUUUUCCCUGCAGCGGGCACAGCGGUUUGGGUCUAUCUCUAAACAACUCUGGCACUUCAUGUUCUUCCAAGUUCUAUUGGUGUGUCCUUAGCCAAGACACAAAUGGCAGGAGGAAGGGUGACCCUGAUCGAUCGCCUUUUGCCUUGGUUAAGGUAAAAUAUGUCAGUGGGUGGCUGUACCAGUCCAUCCCCGCAGGGUCAAGACACAGGCAAGCUAAAAAGUGUCUGUGUUCAGUCCAGAUGCCUAGGAUGUUCUGGUCUUCUUCAUGUCCUCCAGGAACACUGCCAGGAUGUCCAGCGGGUUUGGCCGGGGCCUGCUGUGUGGUGGGUCUGGGGUUCGAGUCCUGCUUGUGGUACUCUGCAGUGGACUGGCACCCCGCGUCGCCAGGCUAGUCUCCGGCUCGCUGCAGGACAAGCGGCUAUAGACAUUAUGUGUGGAGGAAGGCCCUUCUAAAUACCUUGAGAACCUUGAUGCCUUCCUGAGAGGUCUGGAAGCUUACCUGACAACAAGGAUCCUGCUAUUCUCAAAUCAGCACUGACACUGAUAAUGUCCAAGUUCACACUUGCAGACUUGAAUGUGUUGCUGUUCCGCUGUGAUGUUGAAGAACAAGAGGAUGCUUUGUGCAGAGAGGGUCCACAUUUGUGAAGCUCCUGCCCCUGGGUUUGGUACAAGUGGCUGGCAUUGGCCGCUUCCCUGCCCUGCCACCCCUAUCAUCCACCCUGAGCAAUGUACCAUACCGACUUACCGCCAGCACUCAGAGGAUGGAGCAGUGCUGCAUGUCCUUGGCUGCAGGUCUGCCUCUUUUGGCUGGGAUUUUUCCUCCUGGGUCCGGGACACGUUCAUCGCUCUGCGUGGCCUGAUGCUGAUCACUGGUCGAUAUCUUGAAGCCAGGAAGAUCAUUCUGGCAUUUGCUGGCACCCUGAGGCAUGGGCUGAUCCCCAACCUUCUUAGUGAGGGUGUCUGUGCAAGGUUCAACUGCAGAGAUGCUGUGUGGUGGUGGCUGCAAUGCAUCCAGGACUUCUGCAGCAUGGUGCCUGGUGGCAUCAACAUCAUCAAGUGCCCCGUGUCAAGGAUGUACACCACAGAUGACUCAGAACCACCGCCCGCCAGUGCCUUAAUACAGACAGAGAGAAGAUGCUUUGCAGUUGCUAUAGUUUCUUAUUAGUGGUUUAGUGAAUAGGGGGUGUGUUGCUUUUUUCUAUUUUUCCCCAAUUUAACAGUUUUUCAUUCCCUGUCUUUCAGAUGAAUUUCCAAGGAUCAGCCACUAUACGAUGUUAUCCAUGAGGCCAUGCAGUGCCAUAUGCAGGGGGUAGACUUUCGAGAGAGAAAUUCUGGCCUGCAGAUAGACCGAAAUAUGAGGGAUGAAGGGAUGGAUCAGCAGUGGAGAUUGUAGGUCUUUAUAAAUCGACUCUUCAUUGGCUUGUGGAGCUUCACAAAAAGGGAGUGUUCCCCUGCUAUCACGGUCCAAAGCAAU
Molecule: messenger RNA, 1749 nt
Organism: Scleropages formosus (Asian bonytongue)
Lineage: Eukaryota; Metazoa; Chordata; Actinopteri; Osteoglossiformes; Osteoglossidae
Product: glycogen debranching enzyme-like
Exons: 7
Coding region: 850-1440 (196 amino acids)
Biological process (GO): glycogen catabolic process
Molecular function (GO): 4-alpha-glucanotransferase activity; amylo-alpha-1,6-glucosidase activity
Source: RefSeq, a predicted model, not a curated record